AUGAUUGAAGGAACGUGGAAGAAAAAAGAAAUAAUUAAAUUUGGUUUAGGAAUUCAUUUAUUAACAACGAUAUUAAUUGGAAUUGUAAUUUACAUUAUUUAUAGAGUUACAAAUGGUAAUGCACAGAUUUUAGAAGAAAUUAUAAAUGGUUUAGUUCCCAUAUCAGCAGCAUUUUUUGUACCAAUAAAACAAUUUUUACCUGAUAUUGCAAUAUUUACAACACCUUUUGGAAGAAUUAAAAAUACACAUUUACCAUUUUCAUGUAUUUUUUUUACAAUUAUUUUUUAUUUAAUUGGUCUUGUUCGAUUUGUUUGCAUAUUUCAAACAACCAUUGCAAUACAAUUAGCUUGGACAUAUCUAAGAUUUUAUCAAGAAAAUCCAAAUGACAAAACAACAUUUGGUGAUUUAAGCGAUCAUUUUGCAUGGCAUACAUUAUUUCCAAGAAUAUUUCAUAAACCAUUAAUACAAGUUGGUGUUAUUUUUUAUAAUUUAUUAACAAAAUUAAAUUUGUAUAAACCUGUUGUAUUAGUUGAUGUAAAUGCUAUGGGUAAUGUGCCAUUAACGGGAAUUGUUUCUACAGAUCCUGCUGAGUACCAAAGAUCUCGUGAUGCUGAAAGAAGAAGACAAAAAGCAUUAAGUGAUCUCAAAGCAAGAUUAGCAAAAAAUAAAAGUGAGAAAAUAACUGGAAAUCCUGCGCAAGAAAAUAAAGAAGUUCUAGAAUCUGUUAAAAUUCCAACUUCUAAUGAAUAA
This is a messenger RNA of Strongyloides ratti, 750 nucleotides long. Its product is annotated as Transmembrane protein 115. Gene Ontology annotation, biological process: retrograde vesicle-mediated transport, Golgi to endoplasmic reticulum. The record is from RefSeq and is a predicted model, not a curated record. Bases 1 to 750 code for a protein of 249 amino acids. The transcript has 2 exons. Gene Ontology annotation, cellular component: membrane; Golgi apparatus. NCBI's taxonomy places the organism in Eukaryota, Metazoa, Nematoda, Chromadorea, Rhabditida, Strongyloididae.